UGACAUCAGUGUAAUUGCUGAGGUAUGAGGCGUGUCUCCUGUUUGAAUAAGUGUGCAGACUGGAGCUGAAUUAAAAAGAUGGAAUUAUUGGUGUUUAAUGAUGAACACAUUGUGUAACAGUGCUGAGACAGCAGAGUAUUAAUUAUUGCUGAUAUUUCUGUUUAAUUCUAGAAUGAUGAAGAGAAAGAGAUCAGACUCACCAGAACCCAGCUGUGUGUCCUUAAAGAGUGACCGGUCAAUGGAUCAUCCACGUCACUUCAGAGACGGAGCCAGUUCUCCUGAUGUGAGACCACAACAGAAGAAAUCAAACCUCAGCAGAAAUCAGUUGAACUCCAUAUUCAAGGAGCUGGAACACAAAGUCAUCACUCUGAUAAAGAAUGAGCUGAAGAGGUUUAGGAAGCUCCUGAGUCCAGAUUACCCAGCAUGCACUGAGAGGGAGGUGGAGGAUGAGGAGGAUCUGCACAGUGUCAGAGACGGAGCGCUGAAGAUCACACUGCACGUCCUGAAGAACAUGAACCACACAGAUUUCGCUAACACACUGCACAACAAGUCUGUGGCCUCUGUGUAUCAGCCAAAGCUGAAAUCCAGCCUGAGAGAGAAGUUUAGAAGAAUUAAUGAAGGAAUCUCACAGCAUGGAAGCUCAGCACUUCUGAAUGAGAUCUACACAGAGCUCUACAUCACAGAGGGUUGGAGUGGAGACGUCAAUAAUGAACAUGAGGUGAGACAGGUUGAGACAGCGUCCAGGAGACCAGCAACACAGGAGACACCCAUCAAAUGUAAUGAUCUCUUUAAAGACAAGUCCAUCUGAAGAGUGCUGACUAAAGGAGUUGCUGGAAUUGGAAAAACAGUCUUUGUGCAGAAGUUCAUUCUGGACUGGGCUGAAGGAAAAGCAAAUCAGGACGUCACCUUCAUGUUUCCACUUCCCUUUAGAGAGCUGAAUCUGAUGAAGCAGAAACAUCUCAGUCUGAUGGAUCUUCUUCAUCACUUUUUCCCUGAAAUGAGAAAACUACAAUUAAUAGACUCCUGCACAGUGGUGUUGAUCUUUGAUGGUCUGGAUGAGUGUCGACUUCCUCUAAAUUUCCAGAAGAAUGAGAGAUUGUGUGACGUGACAGAGUCAGCCUCAGUGGAUGUGCUGCUGACGAACCUCAUCAAGGGGAAUCUGCUUCCCUCUGCUCUCCUCUGGAUAACCUCUCGACCAGGAGCAGCCAAUCAGAUCCCUCCUGAGUGUGUAGACCAGGUAACAGAGGUACGAGGGUUCAGUGAUCCUCAGAAAGAGGAGUACUUCAGGAAGAGGAUCAGUGAUCAGAGCCUGGCCAAUAAAAUCAUCUCACACAUGAAGUCUUCAAGAAGGCUCUACAUCAUGUGCCACAUCCCAGUC
Messenger RNA from Ictalurus punctatus (channel catfish), 1378 nucleotides. RefSeq lists its product as uncharacterized. Bases 173 to 808 code for a protein of 211 amino acids. Lineage: Eukaryota; Metazoa; Chordata; Actinopteri; Siluriformes; Ictaluridae. The record is from RefSeq and is a predicted model, not a curated record. The transcript is spliced from 4 exons.